CCUCACAGAAAUCCAAGAAUUGCUCCAAUUAAAAAGGAAACAAAGUGUCACCGGAUUGUCUUACUGCAUUUCUGAGAUGAACGGAUUAUCUCUCUGCAUUACGUGGGUCGUAGCGCUUCUUGCUUUUGCUACACCUGCGGUGACCUCUCCAGCCGUUGGGCCAGAACCUAUCCGCUGCGCACCUUGCACUCCAGAGCAACUGAGCCUUUGUCCGGCAGUGCCUGCAAACUGCAGAGAAGUGCUCAGGGAACCCGGCUGCGGAUGCUGCUUCGCCUGCGCUCUGGACAGGGGAGAAUCCUGCGGCGUGUACACGGCAUCCUGCGCCACCGGCCUUCGUUGCACUCCCAGACCCGGAGACCCAAGACCUCUCCACUCACUAACCAGGGGACACGGCGUCUGCAUCGAGUCGGAUGAGGGUGAAGGUGAUGUUACAGACCAUGAAUCUCUGCACCAUUACCUGGGGCUGAAUAAACCUCUGGACGCACCGGAGGCCCAGGCAAGCUUGAAGGCAAAAGUGAACGCUAUCCGAAGCAAACUCGUGCAGCAGGGGCCAUGCCAUACGGAACUUCAUGGAGCCUUGGAUAUGAUUGCCACUUCUCAGCAGCAACUGGGAGAGAAAUUCACAAGCUUCUACCUCCCCAACUGCGACAAGCAUGGCUUUUACAAAGCCAAACAGUGUGAAACGUCGCUAGUGGGACAGCCUGCUCGCUGCUGGUGUGUGUCCUCCUGGAACGGCAAACAAAUUCUGGGAUCCGGCGAUAUCUCUGGAGAUGCUCAGUGUCACCAGGAGGUCACCCAUUAAAGAUAGCCAGAGAAGACACACACACACACACACACACACACACACACACACACACACACACACACACACACACACACACACACACACACACACACACACACGCAUGCACACACACAUGCAUGCACAGCACACACACACACACUUGUAACUGCUGGCAACUUCCACUACCUAUUUAUAUACUCACAUAAUAUUAAGCCUUAUUUAUUCCAAAUGUGUAUGUGGAAUGUAAUGUACCAGGCACUGGUGAUUUUUUUGCUGUCUAUUUAUAUGUUAACGUAUUUUAUUGUUAAAAAAGGAAAAACACUGUAUGUAUUUGUUUCUGACUAAACAACUCCAUGUACGAAGACCACACACACCUCAAGGUCCUUGGGAUCUGGUUCAGAUUCAGUCAAAUGUUGGAUACUUGCACUGUGGAGCUUUCCAAUUACUACAGGUCUGGGCCUAAAUGUAUAUUUUAUCAAAAACGUUUUUGUGUG
Molecule: messenger RNA, 1278 nt
Organism: Engraulis encrasicolus (European anchovy)
Lineage: Eukaryota; Metazoa; Chordata; Actinopteri; Clupeiformes; Engraulidae
Gene: igfbp1b
Product: insulin-like growth factor binding protein 1b
Exons: 4
Coding region: 77-802 (241 amino acids)
Biological process (GO): regulation of insulin-like growth factor receptor signaling pathway
Cellular component (GO): extracellular region
Molecular function (GO): insulin-like growth factor II binding; insulin-like growth factor I binding
Source: RefSeq, a predicted model, not a curated record